AUGGCCCAGUUUCUGAGGCCAAUGCCCUUGGUACCAAAUUCACCAUCCUUGUGCGUGACGGGAGUCACCGUACCAGCCAGUGUGCUUUCCUCCGGCGGAAGCCCAACUGUGUACGUGGUCACACCGACGUACAGGCGCGCGAACCAGGCCCCGGACAUGAUCAAGCUGUCACAGGCGCUCAUGUUGGCCAACGUUCCUAUUUUUUGGGUCGUCGUUGAGGACGCCGAUGGGCCAUCUGACUUGGUGCGAAACAUUAUGCGCCGCUCAAGACUGCCUGGCGUCCAGCUGUCCGGUCGAACUCCUCCGCAAUAUCGCCGACGAAAGUAUGGCAAAGGCGUUGCUCCUCGGUUGAGAGCAAUAGAGUGGUUGCGAGACAACGCCCUGUUGCCUUCUGUCCUAUACUUCGCCGACGACGACAACUCGUACGACCACCGCCUGUUUUCCCAGGUUGCCCGCGUUCAGCGUGUCGGCGUGCUGCCCGUCGGGCUUAUUGGCAAGUUCGGUGUUAGCUCCCCCGUGGUGUCACUGGAUGGCCGUGUGCUGGGCUUCCACGACGCGUACAAGCCCGAACGGCGCUUCGCCAUGGACAUGGCUGGAUUCGCAGUUAACAUGCGGCUCGUAAUGUCAACCGUGAACAUCACCCUGCCUUAUUUGCUAGGCCAGCUCGAGACUGCAUUUCUCGAGAGCCUGGGCGUCAAUAUAGACGAUUUAGAGCCGCUUGCCACUAACUGCACCGAGGUCGCUCUGGCAUGGGGUACCGACGAGGCUCGCGACGUUCCCGAGUGCUUCUCCGUGGUAGUGGCGGCUCUGGAACGGGACCCGAGCCUGGCAAGCCUGAGGAAGGUGUUGCGGUAG
This is a messenger RNA of Rhipicephalus microplus (southern cattle tick), 855 nucleotides long. RefSeq names its product galactosylgalactosylxylosylprotein 3-beta-glucuronosyltransferase S-like. Gene Ontology annotation, biological process: chondroitin sulfate proteoglycan biosynthetic process; carbohydrate metabolic process. The record is from RefSeq and is a predicted model, not a curated record. Gene Ontology annotation, cellular component: Golgi membrane. Lineage: Eukaryota; Metazoa; Arthropoda; Arachnida; Ixodida; Ixodidae. Gene Ontology annotation, molecular function: galactosylgalactosylxylosylprotein 3-beta-glucuronosyltransferase activity.